Schistosoma curassoni is the source of this 2403-nucleotide messenger RNA. The record is from the annotation of a GenBank genome assembly. Lineage: Eukaryota; Metazoa; Platyhelminthes; Trematoda; Strigeidida; Schistosomatidae.
UUUCAAAGCGCGAUGUAUAAGUCCUGCGUUACUUUUGCGAUGAAUUAUUGUUUGGCAUUCAAAUUAACUUGGAUACUAUUCUAUCAUGUAUAUGCUCUGAAAGAUGAAUCUAACAAUCUACUCAACGGUUCUUCAGUUAGUAUCAGGAGAACUACUAACAGCCAUGUUAAUUUGUCAAUCCUUAAAUCCAAUUUACCUACAUUGGAUUAUGUUUUCACAUCUGUUAAUGUUACACCGAAAGUAAGUAGUAGAAAAGUAAAUAUAAAUUUGAUUUGUCAGUCAAAGCUUACAACAUCAAACGUCACCGUUAUUUCCGAAGAUAUGUCGACUACCAAACUUUCGAAUUCUACUAAGCAGUUGGAUAAAUUUUUAUCAGAGAAAACUACAGAGGUUAGACGUAUAACAACUGAAACGCAUACUAUCCAAGAGGAAGAAGUUGCUGAAAUCGAUGAGUUUGAAAAAAACAAAUUAGGCGAAAGCUCCAUCCAUUCAGGCGAUUCACAUGCUGAUCUAAUACAAGAGCCACGAAGAAAAGAUUCCGAAGAUAGUGGGCCACAGAUAGAUCCCGGACAGUCUAUAUUUGACAGAAAGCAUUCUACCGAAUCUGAGUCUAAAAAAUCCAAUGGAUUCAUACAUCAAGGCGACUCUGGUACUGUAGUUCACGAUAAAUUAUAUUUACCUUACCAUUUCAUGCAAUCCAUUUCCGUCAAUCCAUUAAUCUAUGAAUAAUCCCUAUGAAAAUCGUGACCAAUGCCGUUUUGAAGAUUCUACGGAAGAUUUGAAGAUAGUUUAUGAUGUAGCAGCCUCAUAUUAUUCACUUGAACCAUAUUCCUAUGCGAGCAUGUGAUAAUUUAAACAGAUACUCCCGAUAUAUCCGUGAGUUACGUCCUCGUACUAUGCUGCAUUCUAGUUGUGCUUAUUCUGUGCAUUUGGAAACCUCUUUGUCAUAUAUUGUACAAUAUAUACGGUGGGUGUUGUACACGUUCUCGUGUUAGUAGAAUUGAUCUGAAUAGCAAAGUGGCAUAUCGUCAUUUAAAUACAGAGGAGUUUUAAAUCCGUUGAUACUAUCAUUGGACAUAUCAUAUUACUUGUUGCAUUGGAUAUUUAUUCGUAUAUACACGAACAAUUUGUUUUUUUUUUACAUGUAUGCAUCACGCUUGUUCUUUUUCUCACUGUUCACAAACAUCUCUCACUUAGUUGUUGUUUAGAAUUCUUUUAUAUUCCUCUAAAUUAUUUUGUAUUUGAGUAUGAUAAAUAUAUCGUAGGUCAAAUUUGAUAAUUUUAAUCUUUAAUCUUCUUCAUCAUCAGUGUGUUUUCGAUUGUAUGCUAUUUGAGGUGAAUAGCUCUUUUUUAUUGGAGAAUUUUCAUAUGACGGAUAAAUGAAAGCAUUAGGUUCACUAUCAUAUUUGAAGUUUUGUUCUAAAGAUUCAGUUUGCCUGUCGGUUACACAUAGAUCAUCUACUUAUCUGACUAUACAAGCCAGAAAAGAAUUGACCGACCGGAAAAACCUGUUAUUCUUAAUGAUAAUUUCUUCAACACAUAUUAGACAAAUUUUGAGUAAAUGUGACUGUCUGUUUGAGAUUUUUUGUGAACCAGAUCUAUUCAGUUCUACUCAUCAAAUUCUUGUUAAUCGUGUAGAUUUUCUAUUAAAACUAUUUCAGUGUUGAGCGAAGAAAUUUCUUUUCAAUUAGUUUUUCAUCAUGGCUUCGCUCAAUUCGUUCCUUCUUUAUUUACCAAAUGGCAAAAUGGGAAUUUUCACUAUAUUUCAGUGUUGUAUAUUUCACUGGAUAAAAAAUGAUAUAGUAUGGUUCUGGUGCUUUCAUAAUAACCUGUCCUCUAUCUAUCAGCAAUCUUUCACAUACUGGUGCAUAGAAUGUAUUCGUUAAAUAAAUUUCAUACAUUAUUCGUCAUCAUCUUAAAACUAUCCUAAUUUAUUCCGAAUAAUCUCAGAACCGAAUCAUAUGAUUAUAAAUAUCCGAGUACAUUGUAUAAUUUAUGUAGUGUUCGUAAGUUGUCAAGUGACGCUUGAUCUACUAAUGUGAUUUUACUAAAAACGGAGAAAUUCAAUGUUGUCUUAAAUUUCUAUAUUAAUACUUGAGUGAUAAUUGUACUUACAAGUGUUAAUAAGUUUUUUUUUUUAUUUGCAAAGCUGAUGAAACGCUACUACAUCGUGAACUUUCAGCAAUCUUAAAAUAUUUAUGUUGCCUACUGGUAAAUGAGUUAAUUUAGAGGUAUGGUCAACAAAAUUCCUCUUAAAAAAGUAAUAAAGAGUUUAUUUCUACAUUGCUAACAAAUUUGUCAAUGUUUUUGAUAAGUUCUUAACUUUAAAAUCAAAAUUUUCAGCGCUUGAGUCUAGGUUAGUUUCUUCAUUAACUCUUUAUAAAGCCGUAAGUAGUUUUCCAG